AUGAGUGUCGCCGGCAUCCACCGCUUAACUCUUUCUCUACUGCCGUCUUCUUUCCCUACUCCAUAUGCGUCCUUCGGUUUCUCCUCUCUCAGCAUCCCCGCCAAUCGCAAGCGGAAUCAAUCCGUAGUCCACCAUAGUCACCGAUUGGUUACCUCCUUUAGUCACAAUGCUUCUGAUCAAUCUGAUGAUGCUGAAGCUGUCCCUUCCUAUGAUGAAGGAGACAUGUUGGAUAAGAAUGGGACAAGCAGGAAAAACCCGUUCGUUUCAGAAGAGCUUCUCAAGAAAUUGAAGAGAUAUGGAGUCUCUGGAGUAUUGUCCUAUGGCUUACUUAAUACAGUCUAUUACACCAUAGCUUUCCUCUUGGUAUGGUUCUAUGUAGCCCCAGCACCUGGAAAAAUGGGUUAUCUUGCUGCGGCUGAGAGAUUUCUAAAAGUGAUGGCCAUGGUUUGGGCUGGAAGCCAAGUUACUAAGCUCAUGAGAAUAGGAGGGGCAGUGGCACUUGCACCUAUAGUUGACAGAGGAUUGUCGUGGUUUACUGUAAAAUGCAAGUUUGAAAGUCAAGGAAAAGCCUUCGGCGCAUUGGUUGGGAUAUGUCUUGGUCUGGCUUUGUUGCUGUUUACCGUUGUGACACUGCUCUGGGCAUAG
This is a messenger RNA of Microthlaspi erraticum, 645 nucleotides long. NCBI's taxonomy places the organism in Eukaryota, Viridiplantae, Streptophyta, Magnoliopsida, Brassicales, Brassicaceae. The record is from the annotation of a GenBank genome assembly.